UCCGGGACACCAAACUCCCACGUUAAAACGGCGCGUCGUCUCGUCGUCCCGCGCGCUCCCCAUGUGACCCCGCUCCACUCCCCAUGUGACCCCGCUCUGAAUGCCACUCGCAUCACCACCACCUCACCUCUGCCACUGUCACUGCGCUCACCUCUACCUCUCCUCUCUCCGUGAUCUCUCGCCGCCACCUGCUGCAUGCCGGCGCGUUCGAGGAUGAUCUCUCGCGGCACCGCCGCCGCCGCCGGGUGGUGGGCGGUGGCUGUGGUGGUGCUCGGGGCGGCGGUGGCACAGCAGGAGGGGAACGUGGCGGAGCAGUACGCGGCGUCGUUCGCGGCGCGGUACGACGCGCCGCCGUCGUGGGCGUUCCCGAACCCGCGCCUCCGCGCCGCGUACGCCGCGCUGCAGGCGUGGAAGCAGACGGCCAUCUUCUCCGACCCGGCGAACUUUACGGCGAACUGGGUCGGGCCGAACGUGUGCGGGUACACCGGCGUGUUCUGCGCGCCGGCGCCCGGGUACGGCGGAGGGCUCGUCGUCGCCGGCAUUGACCUCAACCACGCCGACAUCGCCGGGUACCUGCCGGCGUCGCUCCCGCUGGGGCUCCCCGACCUGGCGCUCAUCCACCUCAACUCCAACCGCUUCUGCGGCGUCGUGCCGGACACGUUCCGCCACCUCCGGCUGCUCCACGAGCUCGACCUCAGCAACAACCGCUUCGUCGGCGCCUUCCCGGAGGUGGUGCUCGCGCUCCCGUCGCUCCGGUACCUCGACCUCAGGUUCAACGACUUCGAGGGCUCCAUCCCGCCGGCGCUGUUCGACCGCCCGCUCGACGCCAUCUUCCUCAACUCCAACCGCCUCCGCAACCCCAUCCCGGCCAACCUCGGCAACUCGCCGGCGUCGGUCGUCGUGCUCGCGCACAACAAGCUCGGCGGCUGCAUCCCGCCGUCCAUUGGGAAGAUGGCGGAGACGCUCAACGAGAUCGUGCUCAUCGACGACGAGCUGACCGGCUGCGUCCCGCUUCAGGUCGGGCUGCUCAAGAAGGUGACGGUGUUCGACGUCAGCGACAACCACCUGCAAGGCCCGCUCCCGCCGAGCAUCGCCGGGAUGGCGGCCGUCGAGCAGCUCGACGUCGCCAGGAACCUCUUCGAGGGGGCCGUGCCGGCCGGCGUCUGCGGCCUGGCCAGCCUCAAGAACUUCACCUACACGGACAACUUCAUCACCUCGCGCCCCGCCUGCGCCGUGGCCACCGCCGACGGCGCGUGGAACUGCAUUGCCGGCGCGCCGGGCCAGCGGCCACCGUCGCAGUGCGCCGCCGCUGCGGCCCACCCGUUCGACUGCAGCAAGGCGCAAUGCCAGGCCGCGUCCUACACACCGACGCCCGGUGGCGGCCCCGGUCGGCGUGGUGGUGGUCAAGCGCCGCCGACGCCGGCGAGCUUGCCUCCAAGACGCAGAGGUCCAAAUCCACAGCCGCCGUCGUCGAGCACUCCUACCCCGUCGUACCCUUCGCCGUCGCAGGGCCCCACCACGCCGUCGUACCCGGCGCCACCCAAGGGCUCGAACACUCCGGGAUCCUACCCGUCACCACCGUCGAGCGCCACCACUCCGUCGUCCCACUCGCCGCCGGGGGGCUCGACCACACCAUCCUACCCGUCCCCGCCCAAUGGCCACCCUCGCACGCCGUCGUACCCCUCACCGCCGGGAUCCACCACUCCGUCCUACCCGUCGCCGCCGUCGAGUUCCACAACCCCGUCUUACCACACGCCGCCUCAGGGCCACCACACCCCGUCGUACCCAUCGCCGCCGUCAAGCUCCACCACUCCACCACACCACUCACCGCCGCAGAGCACGCCUACCCCGUCCUACCCGUCGCCGCCGGCGGGCUCCACGCCGCCAGUAGCAUACACGCCUCCUCCGCCAACCUCGGCAGACAGACCAGACGUGCGGUUCGCGCCGCCGCCGGGCUCGUACGGCCCCAACCCCUCAACCCCUCCGUCGCAUUCCUCCGGCCACCAGCCGCCGUCGGGCCAGCCCGGCGCGUCGCCGCCGUCAGAGCACCCAGGCUACGUGUCGCCGCCGCACGCGCCAGUUGCGGGAAGCCCCACCACGCCGCCGUCCCACCCACACCCCUCCACCCCACCAUCGCCGUCAGGGCCGAGCUUCCACCCACCGACGACAACACCGCCGCACAACUGCUCGCCGCCGUCUCACGGUGGCAGCACCCCGGGAGGAGAUGGCCACCCGCCGUCGACGCCGCCCGGCGGGAAGCUCCCCUUCCCCCCGGUCUACGGCGUGUCGUACGCGUCGCCGCCGCCGCCGGUGCAGCCGUACAACUAGCCCCGCCCAUGGCCGCCGGAUCGAGCUGCGCGCCGGCGUCCACCACCGCCAGUAUAAUACCUCGAUCUCCAUGAAGUAGCUUUUUUUUUCCUCUUCUUAAUUACUAUUUUUUUUCACUUCCUUCUUCCUCGCGAGUAUUGGAUCAAGAAAAUUGGAUUAAAGAGCUCCCCUAUGUAUUCUUUCUUCCUUCCUUCACUCUCAAAUCUCAAUGAAUCACCGGAUUUGUUAAUUAAUUAAAUUUCGAUGUGUAAUUUCGAUCUUAAUUACAUGACAUGACAUGACAUCCAAAGAUCUACUACUACUACAACCAAUCUGUCCUACCUAUGUUUAGACGAAAUGCAAGAUGCAGUAAAAGGGUGAGGUGAUUGUCAAAUCAGAUCGAAACGGAUUUUGUCUCGAGCUAGAAGAAGAAGAGGAGAGAUGGAGAUUGCAGUGAGAGGAUGAGAUGGGGUUGAUGA
Molecule: messenger RNA, 2786 nt
Organism: Oryza brachyantha (malo sina)
Lineage: Eukaryota; Viridiplantae; Streptophyta; Magnoliopsida; Poales; Poaceae
Product: leucine-rich repeat extensin-like protein 4
Exons: 1
Coding region: 196-2328 (710 amino acids)
Molecular function (GO): protein binding
Source: RefSeq, a predicted model, not a curated record